Molecule: messenger RNA, 1188 nt
Organism: Schistocerca cancellata (South American locust)
Lineage: Eukaryota; Metazoa; Arthropoda; Insecta; Orthoptera; Acrididae
Product: thymidylate kinase
Exons: 6
Coding region: 229-888 (219 amino acids)
Biological process (GO): dTTP biosynthetic process; dTDP biosynthetic process; dUDP biosynthetic process
Cellular component (GO): nucleus; mitochondrion; cytoplasm
Molecular function (GO): ATP binding; dTMP kinase activity
Source: RefSeq, a predicted model, not a curated record
GUUUACCGCCAACUUGGCAGCUCAGUGCCGACACCUGAACUAAAAUUUGGCUUUAGUCAGACUGGCGUGUGUUUGUUUACAAUUGAGUUUCACGCUACAAGAGCGCAACAUGAAAUCGACGAGAUCUGAACGGAUGAUGUGAACUUGAUCAUCCUUAGCAGGUCAAGUGUAAGAAGUCACAUUUUCGUAAUCUGCAAAUAAUGCCACUUUCGAACCGUUACUUUUUGAAUGUGGAGAGCACACGAUUUCAGCAAAAUGACUAGUCUUACAAAGAGAGGUGCCCUAAUAGUAUUUGAAGGAUGUGAUAGAUCUGGAAAAACUACCCAGUGCAAGAAACUUGUUGAGAAUCUAAGAAAUAAGGGCAUUACUACAGAAUUUCUGUGUUUUCCUGAUCGGUCGACUGCCAUUGGUAAAGUGAUUGACUCAUACCUGAAAAAGGAGGAAGAACUCCCAGACAGGACCAUACACCUUACAUUUGCUGCAAAUAUAUGGGAAAAUGAACCAAAAAUAAAAUCUGCAUUACAAAAUGGAGUUACGCUGGUUAUUGAUCGAUAUGCAUAUUCAAAUGUGGCCUAUUCUGCAGCAAAGGAGGCAAUGGACUUUAAAUGGUGCACCUUACCUGGGACUGGGUUGCCAAAGCCAGAUGUAGUUUUCUUUCUGGAUAUGAACAUGGAAGCAAUGGAAAAGCGUGGUGGAUUUGGUUCAGAGAGAUAUGAAACAACAAAUUUCCAAAGAUCAGUUUAUAACAACUUCAAGAAGCUAAUUGAUAAGAGUUGGAAGGUUUUGAAUGCUGACCAAAAGAAAGACGUUUUACAUGAAGAAAUACUUACAAAUGCCCUAAGUAUCAUAGAAAAUGUGAAAAAUUCUGAAAUUGGUUAUCUGUGGUAGCUUUCAGUUCCAGAGAAGGGUGAUUGUCAUAGUUCUCCAGUUGCUGAUAAUGAGAAUCUCACACAGUUAAUAUACGUGUAAUGUAAUUUGCUCAUUUUUAUAUAUUGUUAUUGUUUGCCCUUUCUGCUGAAAGGCAAAGUGAUUUUUAAUAUGUAAGUGUUGAAUUAAAGAGAAAGAGAGGAUGUGACAGAGGAGACAGUACAUCUAAUAACAGGAAUCAUCUUCUAAUUCUCCUCUGUGAGAACUUUUUUAAAUAUUUUGUCACAGUUAUGAAGCAUGCAUAAAAAAAGGAUAAAAACA